GAUUAGUUUUUCACAGUGUAGAUUGUUUUGUAAACAAAAGCACAACCUAGAAAUUUGUUCGCUACUAAUUUUUCCAGCCAAAAAACUAUUGGCCAAAGAAAUGUUGCAAGUGCUUUUUGAAGUGACCCGCGGAGGAACAGUAACCAAACUGGAGGACACUUUAAGUGGCAACAAUCUUGAAGCUUUGAUUACAUCGCUCAGGACUUUGAAGGAAUCCUCAAAUGCAGCACUGACACGCCUACUCCAGGAAGAGGCAAGUGGGAAUAAUGGAGAAAAAACACAAGAACCAGAUGAUACAGAUGACGAUGAGGAAAAGUAGAGAUACGACAGUAUAUUGUUAGUAUUCUAACAAGACAAUUUUAAGGCAUUUGUCAAUAAAAAAUGUUUGCAUGUUUUCUAAAAUUUGUUUUCAAUGCACAAACUUUCAUUCUGUGUGAGAUAAGAUGCAUUUUUAUAGUCAGCCCUAAAUACCCAAUAUCGUUCGACCACUGGGCUACGAAGCCUCCCUAAAAACUGCUGGUUAGCGAUUAACUUAAACAAAUAUUUCACACAUGCGCACAUUAUUUUUAAACUGCUUAGAUACGAAAUUUUAGUUACUAGUUUAUUAUUUGAGCAUGAAAAAUCUAAAACAUGUUGGCAAAUUUGAACGAUAAUAAAAUAUUGCUUGAAUCUUCGGAGAGCGAAGAUGCCAGCGAAAAAAGCGUUGCAUCUACGUACGAUUCACCGAGCGGUAGCAGAAAUGGAACAAAGACUCGUUUCAGCGUUAUUGAAAGUGCGAUAAUCAAUUCGGUGAUUGAGGAAACUAUUUUCAAGCUGAUCAUUGUUAAUAUGGAGGAUGACCAGUCAAGUGCAGCAGUAACUGUUAAGCCACCGAUGCACGUGCGAUUCGAUCCUUCGUACAAGAACAGGACGCUGAACGAGAAUCAGACCGUAGAGGUGGCAAUGGGGAUGAUGAUUAUGGUGAAGUUGAAGAAUGAUAUCUCAAGUUUAAGAAAAUUACUUGCCGAUACUCAUGUCGAGAUGGCAGAACAGGGAACAUUCGAAACACUGCAAACCUUCAUGGACAUUGACAUACAGAGCGAGCGGGAAGAACAUCAACUGAUAAGAGAUAGCAUUUUGAACGAGAAAACGCUUAAAAAAUUUCAGGCGCGUCUUGAUGGAGAAACGAAGGAACGUAAGGCGACGCUGAAUCAGUUGAACGAUGAAAUUUUUGAUUUGGAAACUAAAAUACAGGAGACUCGUAUCGAGAAUGAUGUAAAAUCUAGACUUGUACACAAAUGGGAAAGUACACGUCAUGAGCAAGCACAAAUAGUGAUCGAGAGUAAGGAAAACGAUCUCAUCCAAUGUUCAAAAGAAACCAGUAAUAAUAUCGAACGCGAAUUAAGAUUAAAAAGCGAAAUAGAUGUUUACAUCAACUACUGCAUCGGUCUGAUCAACGAAAAAAUCACGUUUUGGAUGGACAAAUACCAGAAGGAAAUUAAAGCUUUCGAUAGUGACAUUAUGCGCCACAAAGAGCACAUUGCUGAACUGAAGGUGAAGUACGAAGAAAUGGUGAUUCUCUAUAAACAUCGCGAGAAGGAGAUUAAAAUUUGCGCCGAGUCGAAGAAGGAGCGAGAAAAGCAAAUGGCCUUCGCUGACAAGCAAAUGCGAUCUGCCAUCAAAAUACAAGCUUGGUGGCGUGGAACCAUGGUUCGGAAGGGUCUUGGACCAUUCAAGAAAAAGAAGAAGUCUAAACCGCCAAAGGCAUCUAAAAAGGCGGCUGGGAAAAAGGGCAAAUAGUCGGUUUCGGAAGUAAUAAUCUAUUCAUUCUCUCGUCUAUUUUUCUAAUCGUUGAUUGAACGUAGCUCUCCACAUGAUCGGUAUCUCAUAUUUCAAUCUAAAAUUAGAUUCUUUUUGUUCUAUGAGAUUAGAGUUAAUUACAAAUGAUUUUCAACUUUUAUUAAAAAUGAAGUGUAUCUGCUGUAUCGCUGAAACAUUCUUAUAUAAACAUAGAAUAAAAGUAUCAGUGUUAAAAAAACACAAAUCAAAUUCAACACACUGACAGCGAAUAGAUUCAUGGUUUUAACUAUCCAUCGCGUUUUUAUCGCCUCGAAAAUAAAAGUCAAUUCUUCUUAUUCCUUCUAAAUAUAAUCCAUUCUAAGACAUUAUAUCUGUAAUAUACAUAUAUAGAAAAUAAUUUAAUAAAUAUUCGCAUUUGCUAUUGAUCAAUACAAAUGAUUUUACUUUACUGUGUAAAAAAUCAUUAUUUUUUGGGUCAUACCAGAUUAAACAUAUGCUGAUGUUUCAGUUAACAUAAAGCACGAGAUUAUUGACUCUUUCGACAAAUAUUUUAUAGAAACAAAAAAAUUCAGUUUUUAGGAAACAUUUAGUGUGUGUUGUUACGGUGUACACAGGAAAACAGAGAACAUUUUCAUUAAAACAAGCAGCGAUUAGGGACAAGGAAAACGUUGUACGAUUUAGUUUAACUCUAUUCAGAUCACAAUGUAGAUUAUUGUAGCUGCAUUACAGGCUGGUAUUUUUUUUAAAGAAAGUUUUUGAUAAUAUUGAGCCUUUGUAUUUGUAUGAUGCAGUAGUCACUUAGCUUCGAGUAUAGAGUUAUAGGUAAUUUUAAGGUCUUUCAACUGAGGUGAUACAAAAGCAUGAGAUCGGUAGAGGCAAUGUUGCUGGGAUUGGUGUCUUAAUAGUUAAUUAACAUGUUGGAGUUUUGCAAAGUUUUGAAUAGAUUUGUUUUUCUUCACUGCUUUCUGUAAAAUCGAUAAUAAUGUCGAACAUUUUGUUACAUAUUGAAAAAUUGGGGCCUCAUUUUUUGGUCCUUUAUAAAAUUAUACAAGCGAAAUUACAACGAAAAGGGGUAGAAUAGUUUUUAAGUUUUAUAUUUAUUUAAACAUUAUUUGGUUAGUCUUCAACGGAACAAAUGUGAAAAAUUUUCCAAACAAUUUUGUCUAAGAAAGGAAAACUAAAUAUCAAUACUGGAAAAAAUUAUUAUAAAAGAUCGUAAAAAGUUAAAAAAAAUCUCAUAAUCUUAUAUAGAUAUAUGCAAAAUUGCUGACAUUUUCAGGGUUUGGUGAUCCGUUUUUUGGCGUUGUAUAAUUUAAAGAACCACUUCAGUAUCAACCCGUUAUGAUACAACUGAGUAAGUUAGUUUCCAGCUCUCAGUCCUAUCUGAACUAAGGCGAAAACGAUUAGCUCGCUGAAGAAAAUUGUACUCUGUUAAAAUCUGUUCGACUGAAAAACAUCAAAAAAAUAAAUCCGCAUCUGGCUCCUGUUUCAGUUAGGUGAUGCAUAUCAUGAACAGAAUAAGCGAUAAUUUAUAAUUUAUUGCUGUGAAAUGUUUAUUGCGUGUGCAUCAUGUUACUGGCCAUUAUAAGCGGCCUAACCAGUGUUAAAAAAAGCGGCAGCGAUUUCCCUGACUAUGGAAAUUUAUUCGCUGCACGAAUGAACAUGACAAGGGCACAGAUCGACUGAGGACUUGAUAACGGUCAGUAUUGUCAGGAUUGCUGAAUUUUAUGGGCAACAAUAGUUCACUUGGCUCUUUCAACACGAAAUUUUUAAAUCGAAACGGAUUCCUUGAAGGUGAAAUUAAGUCAACAAAUCUUAGUCAAGAGACCGUUUAAUGGAAAAUAAUGUCCUUAUUACGCAGUCCCUAAUCUGAAAAACUGUUUCGUGAUUUACUCUUCAAAAAUAGUGAACCAUGGAAGAAUACCAACAGGAAAUAUCGUACUUUGAAAUUGAGAAUAAAAUAAAACGUUUCGACAUAAAUCCAGUUUGAAAUGUUUCAUUACUCUUCUCGUCAUUUUUGUUGUUGUUCUAUUACCACGUCAUGGAAUGUUUUCGUACUUAUGUGUAUGGAUAGAAUAUAGAACACGAAGCGCACCGCUUGUGUAAAACUGGCUACUUGUUACCUACUAUACAUGUUAAACAGCAUCUCACAAUGACGAUCUAAUUAACAUAUUGAAUAAAA
Molecule: messenger RNA, 3961 nt
Organism: Wyeomyia smithii (pitcher-plant mosquito)
Lineage: Eukaryota; Metazoa; Arthropoda; Insecta; Diptera; Culicidae
Product: dynein regulatory complex protein 9
Exons: 6
Coding region: 631-1779 (382 amino acids)
Biological process (GO): cilium organization
Cellular component (GO): cytoplasm; motile cilium
Molecular function (GO): protein binding
Source: RefSeq, a predicted model, not a curated record